UGGGAGGAUGAGGGCGGGGCGCUGUCGCCGUCUCCUUCAGCGUCCGGCGGGGAGACCGAGCUCCCAGGGAGGGGUCUAUGUUCCUGUCCUUUGGAUGCAGAUGCUCAGCUGGCUUGUGACUUCCCCUGAGUGAGGAUGAUAGAGUUCUGCUGUUGGAAAAGAUGGCCCAGGUUACUGUUGGUGUGUUGAUAGAAAAGCAAGAACAAGAAAACCGAGAUCAAGACACAACAGAUGAAAUCAGCAUUAAACUACUGAGUGACAAUGAAUUGCAGGAAAAGCUUCUCAUGUAUGGUACCGAGCCUGGACCGAUACUACCUUCUACAAGGACUCUUUAUGAGAAUAAACUACUGCAGUUGGUGAAUCCAAGUCCACAAGGAUUACGUGCCAAGCCAAAGGAAAGUGGAGAUCUUGAUCAGAGCUCAGAGAGUGAGGAAGAAAAAGAGACCAGUACUGAAGUAGUCCUUGAAACAAAAGACUUCAAAGUGACAGCAGCUUGUGCCACUGGCUACAGUAAAGCUCCACACACUGAAUUUUCAGAACGCCACAAGAAACUCCUAGCACCUGAUGCAGAUUACAGUCUUGCCAAGAUAGUGGCAGAGCUAGAGCAAAUAUUGCCAGAGGAUAAGUUGCCAGCACAUCGGACACAAGGACAGAAGAGGUCAGGUGGCAGCAGUCCCCAGGCUAGUCGUAGGACAAAGGGUAAGAUCAUGUUGGACAAGAGCACAAUGACUUAUCGAACACCAGCUAAUACUCCACAGGCUUCAAUAUUUGUUAAACAGAGUAGACUGCAGGCAGCUGACACAAUGGGUGACUCGGUUAGCAAAGAUGAUGGUCAAGGUGAAACGUGGUUUCCUGAACCCCGGUCUCCCAUAGGAAUAAGUCCUAGGAGAAGAUCAGUGAGAGAGAGUGACCCGUCAACACAGAAUAUUGUGGAGAAGUCCAAAGUGGAAAAGGAGAAGCCCAAGGCAUCAGCAUUAGAGCACAAGGAGGCCCAUCGAGGAAUCCUAUCAAUGCCCAUAAGGAUUGCUAUACUCGCUAUCUUUGUUUUCGUACUCUUUGUGUAUGUAACUAUGGAGACCAACCCAGACAAUCCAUUCACGAACUUCAUCACAGGAAGAGGCUAGUAGUGCUGUCCUGACUCCCAGCUAGGGAGCAUUUAGGAGUGACUACAGAACAAAGCAAACGCCUCUUUCGUUCCCUACUUACAUGUGAACAAGCUCUUGAGAUAGUGAAUUAAAAGGCCAAUGGGAAAAAAACAUUAUAGUCACUGUGUUUUCUUUGUCAAAUAUUCAUUGUAUAGAGAGGCUCAUAAGUCUUGGAGAGCCAAUUUGCUUCACAAUUUAUCACCUCACCUUGAGCAGGGAGAAACAGACCUGUAUCUCGUGAUCAGAUUCAUCAGUUCAUCCACUUGGAAGGGUUUUGCAUUUUUCUAAACUACCAGUGGCUGAUCAUUGUCUUUCCCCAAAAUGAAUGUUCUUGUACUGAACUGUUUCUCCCUUGUACUGGAGAAGCACUAGCUUGAGACCUAGAAAACAAAUUGCACACCUCUGACAAGCCAGGUAAUGGCCAUCAUGGUACCACAAUGAGGAGCAAGUCUCAGGCUCCCCCUGGAGUGCCUUCUCAUAUCUUAACUAUGACAGGAAAUCUGCUUUCUUCUGCACUCCUCCAAUUCUGGAUCAUAUCAAAAGUGGAUACUGGUUGUCAGCACAUUUGAGGCAAUGCGUUUCCUCUGGAUUUAAAGUUGAACUGUUUUUGUUUUCUAAAUAUAGAUAAUAUCCUAAAUCACUCAAGUUACCAUGCUGUAACAAGUAAGAUGCUUUAAAACCAUAAAUGAAAAUAAUUUCUUUUUACCUGCCAGGACCAAGUUGAGGGAUUUUAAUGUCCACAGCUCUUGUCAGAAAAACACAGAACUCUGAGCUUAGGGCCUGACCCUAAGAAACCUAACACAUCACCAAAGCCUUAUGAAAUGGGUUUAAUUUUAAGUGUACUCAUGUAGUCAAUUAAUGGCAUAAGAUAUUGAAUGGUCUCUUCUAAUUUUUAACGGGCAUUUCAUUUAGCCAAAGAUAUCAGCAAAUCGCUUCACGACUGUGUCUAAUGCCCUCACCUAAAAGCUUGGAUAAAGUUUCAAUGUGAGGUAAUGGAUUAUCCCUUUCCUAAACUGAUAACUAGUAACAAGGGGAAAGGGCUUGAUGCCUACCAUUGUUGUCUUUAAUUCCACUGCCUCAGAAAAUUCUGCCACUGUAUUCUGAGUUGUGUGUUCUAAAAUGCUAGCUGCUUUGAAAAAAAGCCAUCUUUCAAUAUAGCAAAUGCAAGGAAGGCA
Molecule: messenger RNA, 2320 nt
Organism: Mauremys mutica (yellowpond turtle)
Lineage: Eukaryota; Metazoa; Chordata; Testudines; Geoemydidae
Gene: LEMD1
Product: LEM domain containing 1
Exons: 10
Coding region: 162-1124 (320 amino acids)
Source: RefSeq, a predicted model, not a curated record